GUUCCUCCGGCCCCCAGAACGCCGUGGAGAACACACGGAGACUUCGCCUGGCAUUGGAGAGCCUUGGCCCUGCCUUCGUGAAGCUCGGCCAGGCUGCAGCUUCCAGAGAGGACGUGCUCAGUGAUCGGGUGGCGGCAGAGCUCCGCAAGCUCUGUGACCAGGUCGCGCCCUUUCCAGACGAAGAGGCGAGGCGUCUGGUGGUCACUCAACUGGGCUCCGGCUUAACCCUGGGGCGCUGCGUGGCAGCCGCGAGUCUCGGCCAGGUCUACUGCAUCGAGAAAAAUGGUCGCCAGUAUGCACUGAAGGUGCAGCGGCCGGGUCUGAAUCGUGCUUUGGCCAUGGAUGUCGUAAUCCUGAAGGGCAUCGCCCGAUUCCUUCGGCGUGUCAUGCGCUGCUUCAUGGCUGCAGCCGUGGACCCCGAACAGGUGGUGGACGAGUGGGCUAAGACUCUUUGGGACGAGUUGGACUACAAGCACGAGGGACGGGCCAUGGAGCACAUGCGCGAUGCGCUCUGCGGAACCGUCGGUGGAUUGGUCAUCCCCCGGGUCCACUGGGAGCUUACAGCCCUGCGGGUGCUGGCGAGCGAGUGCCCGGGCUCGUGA
Molecule: messenger RNA, 602 nt
Organism: Symbiodinium necroappetens
Lineage: Eukaryota; Dinophyceae; Suessiales; Symbiodiniaceae
Source: the annotation of a GenBank genome assembly